Molecule: messenger RNA, 2878 nt
Organism: Hylaeus volcanicus
Lineage: Eukaryota; Metazoa; Arthropoda; Insecta; Hymenoptera; Colletidae
Exons: 2
Coding region: 129-533 (134 amino acids)
Source: RefSeq, a predicted model, not a curated record
AAGAUUGCAAAAAACGGUGGACAAAUUUACGUGACUACUACACGAAAAGAAAAAGAGCCAGUACAGCCGGCAGUGCAGCACAUGAUGCGAAAGAGAGCCUAAAGAAUUUACAAUUUUUGGAUGAAAAUAUGAUUGUCCACAGACCUACUACGAGCAAGAUAGCUGCCUGUUCAGUUGAAGAAAAUGAAGAAACAGAAGAGCCAAAUUAUUCAGCAGCAAUAGUAACAACGGCAACGGCAACAACGUCAAACAAUAAUAUAGAAACAAGGAUGCGAACAAGAUCGCAAGUCUUCAACAGUAUAGAGGAAGGGAGAAACGAGCGGAUGAAAUUGUUACGUCAAUUAGUUAACAAGGACCAAAUGGUGGACCACAUAGACAGUUAUUUUAAAUCUUUGGCGGACAUAGCCAAAACAUGGUCGCCACUAUAUUACGCACAUGCGAGAAGAAAAAUCAGUAACCUCGUUAGUGAACUUGAUAUACAAUAUUUAUCAGGCAAUAUAAAUAACAGAGCAGAAGAAGAUGACAGCGAAUAAACAUAUAAAAUUAGCAGUAUAAAAGACGGUGUUUUUAUUCAUUUUUAAGACCACUUACCUCAAUGUGACGCAUAGCUUUUCUUGGGGUGAAAUAGGUUUAGGAUUAUUGUUGGUAGGUACCGUUGUAAUGUCGGUUUUGAUAUAAUCCAGGGUUUGAAUAAUAAUCAAUUUCAAUAUUUUAAUUAAACAAUUGAUUUAAACAAAUUUAAUUCAAUCAACUUAAUUAAUAAAUAUUUUGAAUAAAUGUAAUUAAAAAUUAUUUAAUUAAAAUUGAAUUAAGCAAAGUUAAUCGAAAGUCGUUUAAUUGACGAUUGAUAUAAGCGAAUUUAAUCGAAGAUAUUUGAUUGACAAUUGAUAUGAGCAAAUUUAAUCGAAGAUACUUAAUUGACAUAAUUAAAAGACAUUUAUAUAAAAUUCAAUUAAUUAUAUAAGAACACAUAUAAAUAAACAUGUAUAUAUAUAUAAACCAAUUUGUACCGACAAAUGCAAUAUACUAACUACUAUUAACCUCAUCAAAAUGAGUUGCUUGUAUAUAUAAUAACGUAUUUGUUAAGGUAAUUCUAUGAAUAAAUAAUUUAUAACGUAAAUAAGAACAAAUAUGUAUUUUUAUUUAAUGACGUAAAAUAAAACAAAUAUAUACCAUAGGUAUAAGUUAAAGUAAUAUACUACCAAGUACAUGAAAAAGUGGAGAACUCAUGGAGUUAUCAUUGAAAAAUAGAAGAUCCCCAUACAAAACUACAAGAAAGUAGAAAAAUAUAUGAAAUCGAAAUGAACUAACAGUACAUGAAGGUGCUUUCCAGCAAAGUGCAAAGGCGACACUGUAUAACACAAUGAAAAAUUCGGUGCUUUCCAACUAUGCGCAGCUAAAAUGCUGUAUUCAACAGUGCAGACGUUCAGACCCUAAUGACAACUCAUGUAAACUGACUGCUCCGCACUUUGGCAGCGAAAUGAAGAAGUUAAAUAGCAUAUCAGCCACAAACUGAGACUGUUUAGAAAUUUGCCUAGAUUUCCGCGGCCUGGAAGUCAAAUGCUUGGCGUGGCCAGGCAAGGUCGUGUCGAUGAAUAAAAAUUAUUUUAAAACGCAAAAUAAUGAAAGUGUACUUAUAUUGUCAGAGUUUUAAACUGACAAAUUAUCUAAAAGCCUGCGAGCGAGAAAGUACGGGUCUUGAUGAUCUGAGAAUGCCUUAGCUGGUCACGCCAAGCAUUUGACUUCCAGGCCGCGAACAUCAAAGCAAAUUUUUAAGCAGUCCCAGUUUGUGGAUGAUACGCUAUUUAGCUUCUUCAUGUCACCGCUAAAGUGUGGAGAAGUCACUUAUAUGAAUUGUCAUUAGGAUCUGAACGUCCGCACUGUUGAACACAGCAUUUUAGCUGCGCAUAAUUGGAAACCACCGAAUUUUACAUUAUGUUACACAGUGUCGCCUUUGUACUUUAUUGGAAAGGACUUUCAUGUACUGGUAGCUCAUUUUGAUUUCACAUCUUUUUCUACUUUCUUGUACUUUUUUAUGGGAAUCUUUUAUUUUUCUAUGAUAACUCCUUGAGUCCUCCACUUCUUCAUGUACUUGGCCUAAUUUGUUUACUUUUUUGAAGUUUUUUUUGGGGAUCUCACUUCUUUUUACAAAGAUAAUUUGUAUAGUGAAUGACUUCAAAUAAUAGAAAAUAGGAGAUCAGUUUGAAUCCUUUAAGGUUUUAAAAGUACGCGAAACGCAUUGCAGGAAGUCUCAUUGCAAGAAAUUUAUUAAAAUCAAAUGUAAUCAGUUUAUCAGUAACAUUUAAAUGCAACAUGACUUUCUGUCAUGUGUCGUGCAUAUUUUUGAGAACUUAAAGGACUAAGUCUGACCUUUCUUUUUCUAUAUUAUUGUAAUACAAUAAAUUAUCUAUUACAAAUAGUGGAUCUCUGUUCAUUUUCUUAUUUUCUCAUUAUUUACAUUUGUUACAAGACUUUCUGCCAUACGUUCUGUGAACGUAUGAACUGUAUUCUAAUACAAUAAAUUGUUCGUUACAAAUAGUUGAUUUCUUUUUCUCAUUUCUUGCUUCAUCUUUAACAUUUAAAUUUCUUGCAGUAAGACAUCCUGCCAUGCGUUCUCUCCCUUUCUUUUUACAGUUCAUAUGUACACAGAACGUGUAACAGAAAGUCUUGUUGCAAGCAAUUUAAAUGUUUAUCAUGAAGUGAAAAUAAAAAAAGUGGUCCACUAUUUAUAACAAACAAUUUAUUGUAUUAGAACACUUAUUCUUAUUUGCAUAAAAUGAACAUUUACUGAAAUUUGUAUUAUGAACUGCACACUCAAACACCAAAUUUAUAUAUAUUUUUCCACAACGACAAGGUAGAUAUUUUAUCAUUUAUAACC